This is a messenger RNA of Emiliania huxleyi CCMP1516, 1262 nucleotides long. RefSeq lists its product as hypothetical. The transcript is spliced from 6 exons. Bases 1 to 570 code for a protein of 189 amino acids. NCBI's taxonomy places the organism in Eukaryota, Haptophyta, Isochrysidales, Noelaerhabdaceae. The record is from RefSeq and is a predicted model, not a curated record.
AUGGCGUCGGCCGAGCUGCUCGCUGGCCACGUGCUCGUGGCGGAGGUGCUGGAGCACGUGGCAAAGCUCAACGCCGCGAAUCAGAUCAUCGAAGCGCUGCAGACGCAGGUGACGAUGCUGCAGGCCCGUGUGGCGGAGCUCGAGCGCCGGCCUAAGCUGUCUGGGAGCGACACCUCGCGGCCAGCCACCUGCGACGAGACGGAGGCGAGGGUCGAGGCGCUCCGCGAGUUUCGGCGGAAGGGCCACGGCUGCAGCGUGGCGCGCGCGGCAGGGUACUCGUGCGUCGAGGCAAGGGCGGUGGGCUACUCGCUGCAGGAGGCAACGGGCUACUCAAUCAGCGAGGCCAGGGCGGCGGGCUACUCGCUGCAGGAUAUUAAGGCGGCGGGCUACUCGUGCAGUAAGGCGAAGGAGGCGGGCUACUCGCUCAAGGAGACGAAGGCGGUGGGCUACUCGUGCAGCGACGCAAAGGAGGCGGGCUACUCGCUCAAAGGAGGGGGCGUGGCUGGCUAUCCAUUCAUGGGCGCAGCCCUCGACAUGCAAAGGAAGCUCGAUGGUAGUACACAGGAUUGAGACAACCGGCCAGGGCGGGGUUGACGGCGACGUCGAGGACCUCUGGCCUUUUAAUCUUCACUUGCGCGCCUUGCGCAUCUUGGCGGCGAGGAGGACCGCGACAGCCGCCACGCCCAACGGCGAGGCCAGCGCGAAGGCGGCGAAACCGGCGGAGACGGCGAGGUCGCCGACAAGGAAGGCGGCAGGGAGGAGCGGGGCGGGGAGGGCCGCCUUUAGGUGCUUCGGGUGGGCCUUGGUGACGAGCGGCUCAAUGAGCGCGUCGUAGUACGCCUGCGCGGUCUCCGGGAAGAGGUACGAGAGCAGAUUGGAGAGCGAGAGCGGGAGCGGUACGAGGUAGGAGGAGAGCAUGUACUCGGCGACCCACUCGGGGUAGGUGGAGGCGAGCACGCCGCCUUGAGUGAGGAUCUUGCCCGAGGUGGUGAGCGGGUUGAUCACCUCGCCCACCGAGGCGACGACGCGCGACACCUCGGACUCGCCGAGCUUGGAGCCGGCCGCGACCAUGCGCGCGGGGACGAACUUUCCGUCCACCUCCAGCACAUGAUCGGGGGUGAGGGAGAGUAUGCCGUUGGCGUGCUCGAGCUCGAGGAGGGCCGACUUGAAGGUGGCCUCGCGAUGCUGGUUGACGAUGACGCGGGCGACUGAUGAGGGGCCGUCCAUGACGAGGUCGCCUGCCUUGAGCGAGGCCAUCGGCA